This is a messenger RNA of Arabis nemorensis, 831 nucleotides long. The record is from the annotation of a GenBank genome assembly. Lineage: Eukaryota; Viridiplantae; Streptophyta; Magnoliopsida; Brassicales; Brassicaceae.
AUGGCUGGGAUGUACAAUCAAGACGGCGGCGGAGGUGCGCCUAUCCCAUCGUACGGUGGUGAUGGAUACGGCGGAGGUGGAGGUUAUGGAGGCGGUGAUGCUGGAUACGGCGGACGCAGUGGCUCUGGCGGAGGUGGUUACGGCGGACGAGGUGGUUACAACGGCGGUGGUAGAGGAAAUCGAGAUUCGCUGUUGAAUUACGUUCUAGAAAGAGACAAUGGUUCUUAUGGUCAGGCUCCAACACCUCCUGCUGCAGCCAUUCCAUCCUACGAUGGUUCUGGCAGUUACCCUCCACCCUCGGGGUAUGGAAUGGAAGCGGUUCCUCCGCCUUCAAGCUAUUCUGGUGGGCCCCCAUCAUAUGGUGGUCCCACAGGGGGUUAUGGCGGUGAUGCACCGAGCACUGGUGGUCGGGGUAGUAGGGGCGGUGGAUAUGAUGGUGGCAGUGCUCCUCGACGUCAGGAACCUAGUUAUGAAGAUGCAGGUUCUGAAAAAGUCAAGCAGUGCGAUGAGAAUUGUGAUGAUACUUGCGAUAAUGCCAGGAUAUACAUCUCUAAUUUACCUCUGGAUGUGACUGUUGAUGAACUCAAGGAUCUCUUUGGUGGCAUUGGCCAAGUUGCAAGAAUUAAGCAGAAGCGGGGUUACAAAGAUCAGUGGCCCUAUAAUAUCAAGAUGUACACUGAUGAGAAGGGAAACAAUAAAGGUGAUGCGUGUCUGUCUUAUGAAGAUCCUAGCGCCGCACACUCCGCUGGCGGCUUUUUCAACAGUAUGUACAAUGGAAGUGCUAUCCGGAAUUUUAAUUGCUUAAAGUUCUUUUUGAUGAGCGAUGGUUGA